AUGGCUGAUAUUAAUCCUAUUGCUGAUAUAAAUCAACAAAAUAAUGAAGACUUCAAUGAUAAUUCCAGUGACCACUCUUUUUACCCAACACAAAUAAGUAAACUUGAUUUUGGUGACCCCUUGUAUCUUCAUGCAAGUGACACCUCUGGAACACCCCUUAUCAACUUUAAACUUAAAGGGACUGAGAAUUACAAGGUUUGGGCUUGUGCUAUGACUUUAGCUCUUGAAACAAAAAACAAAGUUGGUUUUAUUGAUGGUUCUGUUGUUAAAAAUGAGGAAGAUGAAAUUUUGUCAAAACAGUGGGACAGGUGCAACUCUGUUGUCCUAUCUUGGAUCUUAAGUUCUCUUAAUGAAGAAGUGUAUAUGAGUCAAAUUUUUUCAAAACAUGCUAAUCUGGUAUGGGAAGAACUAAAAGAGACCUAUGACAAAGUUGAUGGCUCCAUAAUUUUUAACCUUCAUCACAGUAUUCACUCUCUAACUCAAAAUGGAACACCCUUGUCUGAAUAUUAUCAUAAACUGAACUCUCUUUGGAAACAAUAUGAUGCCUUGGUACAUCUGCCUACUUGUGUUUGUAAUGCUACUAAGGAAAUUAAAAGUCAUACUCAGGUUAUGAAACUCAUGCAGUUUCUGAUGGGAUUGGAUGAUGAAUACAUUCCCAUAAGGAGCACUUUGUUGACCAGAGAACCUUUACCCACUGUAAAAGUUGCCUUUGCCAUUAUGUCUAGGGAAGAGUCUCACAGAGGAACCACUGUGAGAGACUCCAGGCAGAAACCACAGGCCUCUGCCUUUGUGUCAAAAAGUUUUGAAACCAAAAGACCCUUCUCUAGACCCACCUUCAACAAGGGUUCAAAUUCUGAAAUGAAAUGCACUAAAUGUAACAGAACUGGUCAUACUAUUGACAAAUGCUUUGAAAUUCAUGGUGUUCCUUCACAUUACAACAACCCUAAUUUUAAAAGAAACUCUGGUGUGCAUCAAAACACUUCUAGAUAUACCAUUCCUCAAAACAGAUUUUUUAAUGAGCAAAACAGAUUUUCUAGUGACACUUAUGGCAAUAGAAGGUUCUCUAAUAACAGCAUGGUUCCUGAAACUGUUCAACCUAAUUUCAAUUCUCCUUCUUCCUCUUCUCAAAUUAUCAAUCCUUCUUCUAUGCAAUUUACCCCUGAUCAGUUUUCUCAAAUCCUGAGUCUCCUUAAUGAAAGGAAUGGAUCUCAAAAGACUCAAGCCAAUAUGGCAGGUACUAUUCAAAACUCAAAUCAUUUUUUCAAUCAAAAUUUCAAUAGGUUCUAUUGUGCUACUGUCCAUAUAAAACAUGACAAGGAAUCUCUGGGUUGGGUUGUAGAUUAUGGUGCAAAUUCACACAUGGUGUGCACUGAAAAUGAUUUAAUUGAUCCCAUUGACAUUACCAGUCUCAACCUUACUGUUGGACACCCAAAUGGAACCAAUGCUAAGAUCAUAAAAAUUGGGAAUCUUAAAAUUUCAGAUGAAAUUACUAUCUUUGAUGCUCUGUUUGUACCUGAAUAUUGUGUAAACUUGUUAUCUGUUCAUAAAUUAGCUAAAGAUAGUAAGUUAUUCAUUGGAUUUGAUGAGGAUAAGUGUUAUAUACAGGAUUUGAGAACAAAGAAAGUCCUGGGGACUGGUAGUGAGAGUGGUUGCCUUUAUCUAUUUGAUUCACAUAGAAAAGGUAGGAGUUUUGUGCUUAGCAAUAAUACUUUAGGCAAUACUUGUUCUACUAAUAUUUGGCAUAAUAGACUUGGUCAUCCUGCUGAUCAAGUCCUGAAUGUUUUAAAGUUAAAACUGGAUAACUCUUCACCUUGUGAAGUCUGUCUUAAAGCCAAACAUGUGAGGGAACCCUUUCCCUUAAGUGACCACACUAGCAAAGCUAUUGGUGAUCUUGUGCACAUUGACCUUUGGGGACCAUAUAGGGUCACUAGUAGAGAAGGAUACAAACUGUUUUUGACCAUUGUUGAUGACUUUUCCAGGGCAGUAUGGGUCUAUAUACUUAAAACUAAAGCUGAAACAUUUGAUAACCUUAUGAAUUUUUACAACUUGCUUCACACUCAAUUUAAUGUAAGGGUACUUGGACUAAAGGAGCUAAACUUAUCAAAGAAGGACUGUAUAUGUCAAGCUGGAUAUUCCUGA
Erigeron canadensis is the source of this 2139-nucleotide messenger RNA. RefSeq lists its product as uncharacterized. Lineage: Eukaryota; Viridiplantae; Streptophyta; Magnoliopsida; Asterales; Asteraceae. The record is from RefSeq and is a predicted model, not a curated record. The transcript has 2 exons. Gene Ontology annotation, molecular function: nucleic acid binding. The coding region runs from base 1 to 2139 and encodes 712 amino acids.